Molecule: messenger RNA, 2535 nt
Organism: Triplophysa dalaica
Lineage: Eukaryota; Metazoa; Chordata; Actinopteri; Cypriniformes; Nemacheilidae
Gene: gata2b
Product: GATA binding protein 2b
Exons: 5
Coding region: 585-1865 (426 amino acids)
Biological process (GO): positive regulation of transcription by RNA polymerase II; negative regulation of transcription by RNA polymerase II; cell fate commitment
Cellular component (GO): nucleus
Molecular function (GO): zinc ion binding; DNA-binding transcription factor activity, RNA polymerase II-specific; RNA polymerase II cis-regulatory region sequence-specific DNA binding
Source: RefSeq, a predicted model, not a curated record
AGAGACUAGUCGCUAGUGUGACUGUCCUAUGUCUAUCAUUCCCGACACUUACAGGCACUGCAACAAAGCGGACGACAAGAUUUUUUUAUGGGGACGCGCGCGCGCGCGCCAAUAACUGACAAGACAGUUUGGGCAACUUUUUUCUCCUUAUUUUUUUCCAUGAAUAUACAGGAAAUGGUCACAUAUAUUAAGCUGUCUGUCGUAAAAAUCUGUAUCAGCACAAAUAGCUAAGAUACACAGCUCAGUGUGGUAUUUGUACGCGCGAGAUCGUUAUCUUUCAGAGCAUCGCUCGUGCGCUUCUUGCAAGUGUGGAGUGGUGCAAGCAGUGACUCCGGUCAAACAACAAACACGCGAUUUCUUAGAAUAUUUUUAAACAUCUUUUAUUAUCUAUUAAUAUCGCUUUCGCUCUCAGGAUGUAAUACACAUGUAUAGCCUAUUUAACAGCAGGUGAGGAGAAUAAGUUCGGAAAAAACUUUUGGAAAAACUUCCACGCCGAAUAAUCUUGGAAUAACUCGAAAGGUUAUUUACCCUGUUCAAACGCACAGGACUAUAAAAACAUCCCUAACAAGAGAGAAGACAUAGAGAUGGAGCUCCCUGCGGAACCCCGGUGGAUGAUGCACGGUCACCAUUCAGCCUUAAUGGGAACCCCAGAUUCAUUGACUCCACACGUCGGUUUAGGACAUCAUGGUUCUGGGUAUAUGGAGUCAAGUGCUCCUUUAUUACCACCUGAUGAGGUGGAUGUAUUUCUCAAUCAUUUGGACUCUCAAGGAAACAACUUUUAUCACACACACGGAGCUCACUCUCACACUCGUGGACGAAUGUCCUACAGCCAGACACAUGCUCGCCUUACUGGUGGCUCAAUGUGUCGACCCCACUUUAUCCAUACCCAAGGUCUUCCGAUACUGGAGAACAGCAAAUCGGCCCAACACAACACAUGGGCCGUCGGUCACCUGGGCAAAGCGGUUCUUCAUUCAACAGGCGUUGAAAACUCGAACAGUCUUUACCCGGGAAGUAGUACGUCUGCUCCAGGUUCGAUGCCAUGCCUGUCAAUGACGCAACGCUGCAGCCCACAAAUGUACUGCCUCCCCCCUACUCCACCCAAAGAUGCUUCCCCGGACCCUGCGAGCGCUGCGGCUAUAAGAGACACUGGAAAGUACCACUUGCAUUUCGUUGACGGAAUGAAGAUGGAGUACUCAAGCCCAAUACGCAGCAAUCUGGCGCAUACAACGACACAUAUUCCCUCAUACUCCGAUUAUGCUUUACCUGGAGCGAACGAGUACCCCGGCAGUGUGUUUUACUCCAGAAGUCUGCUCGGGUCCUGUGCGAGCAACACGCCAUCUAGAUGCAAAAGCAAAAGCCACGCUUUCUCAGGCCGUGAGUGCGUGAACUGUGGAGCUACGUCAACUCCUUUGUGGCGAAGGGAUGGAACAGGUCAUUACCUGUGCAAUGCAUGUGGGCUUUACCACAAAAUGAACGGACAGAACCGACCACUCAUCAGACCCAAGCGCCGAAUGUCAGCCUCCAGGCGAGCAGGCACCUGUUGUGCAAACUGCCAGACUGGCACCACCACACUUUGGAGACGCAAUGCCAACGGGGAACCUGUUUGUAAUGCCUGCGGUCUAUACUACAAACUACACAAUGUUAACCGUCCCCUAACUAUGAAGAAAGAUGGGAUUCAGACCCGCAAUAGGAAAAUGUCUAGCAGACCUAAGAAAAGGAAGGGGGACCUUCAACAAUUUGACAGUUGUGUGCAAAAUAAACCAUUAAGCCACAUGGUCAACAUGCCCCAUCAAUUUAAUAUGACCCGGCCAAUACAAUUACAUCCUGCAUUUAGUCAUACUAGCUUAGUCACCGCCAUAGGCUAAGAGAAAGAUCCAACUAUUAAAAUUAUAAUACACCAUUGCAUUCUUGUGCUUGGAUUUUCACAUUUAGUCCCAAAUUGUAACACAUCUCCUAUGUAUAAAACAUAAUAGAGUAAUAAGAGGGAUAGUUGUGACUGACUGAAGGACAUUUUGUUUAUGAUUUAACCUUGUCUUACUAAACUUGUUACAUGUUAUUUAUGUGUAAAACAUAGCAAACAUGGUUUGUUUUAAUAUUAAAAGUCUGUUUCGAGGUCAUUUAAAACUUUAAAUUUAAAUUCUAUAUUAAUUGAUUAAAUAUAAGAAAUUUGCACUUUAUUUUGUGAAUUAUUGAAAUGUAUUCUAAGCCGACAUAUUUGACUAGUACAUCACAUGUAAUAAAUUAGCCAGUUAUUGAUUUAUAGUAAAUAUUCCCAAAGUAAAAAUCACCAGUAUAACAACUUUUUUUCCUGGCUGAAAACCCCAACACCUCAAUACUGAGGGUGCACUGUAUCUUUGAAACUGUGAAGACAAGACGGAGGAUAGUAUUUUUGCCUAUACAUAACAAAUGAGGCUUCAACUCCUGCGUUUUAAAGAUCUUAAUAUAAAAAAAGAGUUUUCAAGAUUUGUCAAUAUACCACUUGUAAUUAUAUUAUUAUUGCUAUAAUUUAUUUCUUUCUUUGUUCUUACUUUAAAG